ACCAGGAUGAUGUCAUCGGCGCUGUGCCAGAGACGUCAUGAGCGUCCUGCUGCCCAACAUGGCGGACUUUGAUACCAUUUAUGAGUUAGAAGAAGAAGAUGAGAGAAUUGUGAGUGAAGAACAUCUCGUCAGAUACUGUCCUGAGCCUGUGGUCAUGCGUGGGGCUGGUCACAUCACCGUGUUUGGACUAAGCAACAAAUUUGACACCGAGUUUCCCUCUGUUCUCACAGGAAAGGUUGCUCCGGAGGAGUUCAAGACGAGUGUAAAUCGAGUAAACGCUUGCUUGAAGAAGAACCUACCGGUCAAUGUGAAAUGGAUGCUCUGCGGCUGCUUGUGCUGUUGCUGUACGGUGGGCUUCAGUCUGUGGCCUGUCAUAUGUCUUAACAAGAGAACACGAAGAUCGAUUCAGAAAUUGUUAGAAUGGGAAAACAACAGAUUAUAUCACAAGCUGGGGCUGCGCUGGAAACUCAGCAAGAGAAAAUGUGAGAGCAACAACAUGAUGGAAUAUGUGAUUCUUAUAGAGUUCUUACCAAAGUAUCCUAUAUUCAGACCUGACUAAAGGACUUCUACAUGAUCCUCAUGGAAGGCCCUUUAUUUCUCUCUUUAGUGCCUUGUAUAUAUGUCGGAUUGAGGGUCUUCACUGGGUUUCUACAAGACCUCUUCUCCCUGUACCUUGUACAGUAGAAUUCGCAACACUGUCACUUUGCUUUAGAGCAGAUUUUGCACAUUUCCUGAUGUAGAAGAAAGCGCUCCUGUGUUGCACUCAGAUGUGUUGUUACAUAUAAUGAGAGAUGGGAAGAAAGCAAACUCUGAUGCUGUUUAAAAAGUGCAUUUACCCCAAAGAGCCAUCGAGUACUCCUCCCCACAUACUAUAUUAUGGUAUUGUUAAGAACAAGGCACCUUAUGGUGUGAAUUUGCCUUAUGUUAAAGGACAAGCUUCAAUCGGACGUGUAAGUGCAGGAGUCAGAAGUGUGUCGCGUUUUAAUGUUUUGGGAGUGUGAUGUCUAGCAUUGGGGCUUUUUGAAGCUGGUGCAGCAGAUGUUUGAACUAGCUUCAGCACCGUGAUCUGACACUUUUGCGAUUGUCUACUACACGGGGAAGUCAACAAACUGACUUGUAAAUAUCAUGGACAGGACGUACAGUAUGGUAUACCAUGUUUACAUUAUGUAUGGUUAUUUUUCCGCCAAGAUAUUAUUGUAGCAUAGUUUGUUUAUAAGCUGUGUCUCUGUAACUUUAAAGUUUAUAUGGACCUGUUUACCCAGUAAGCCAUAAAAUGUACGUACAAGAUGCCACUCGAGUUAGGGCUGAAAAUUGCACUUCAUUGUCCUUGAGGUAUUUGAUAUUGUUUUACAAUGUCAUUAGUAGUGUGUUUAAAAAGUAAAACAUAUGCCAAUCAACCAAUUUGUUACCAAGAGUAAUGUCGUUCAUUUUUGCAACAAGUGAAAUUGACCUAUUCCAGUUUUUGUUGGAUUGUAAUUUGUGCCCUGUAUUUUUUUCUUUGUUUUGUUUCUGUUCAUUCAGUACAGCAAAACCUUGAACUAUGUGUUUUAUUUGUGUUCAUGUAUGCUGUGGUUCUGCUCCUGAUGUAACUUCACACACAGCAUUGUAUAUGUAAUGGUUAAAACUGCCCCUCAUCUAUUUUCUAUAACUUCUAUAACAUCUUUGCUCCACAUACUGUAGACAUGACUGCGUUAGUUGAGUGCCUCUGCAGAUGGUCUUGAGAGGGAGCUGUGCUUAAGAGGAAUGAUUCUUUGCCUAGCAAUCUAAUGGAGAGAAAGGAAUCUGCUCUCAGUACUGGUUCUGUUAAAGUACCUGUAAAUGUUUGUCCCUACCUAAUCCUAUGGAAAGCUUCAAUAAAUUCCUGAUUUUGUGUUUUUGAA
Molecule: messenger RNA, 1880 nt
Organism: Carassius auratus (goldfish)
Lineage: Eukaryota; Metazoa; Chordata; Actinopteri; Cypriniformes; Cyprinidae
Product: cysteine-rich hydrophobic domain-containing protein 2-like
Exons: 6
Coding region: 38-559 (173 amino acids)
Source: RefSeq, a predicted model, not a curated record